Molecule: messenger RNA, 672 nt
Organism: Tetrahymena thermophila SB210
Lineage: Eukaryota; Ciliophora; Oligohymenophorea; Hymenostomatida; Tetrahymenidae
Product: transmembrane protein, putative
Exons: 1
Source: RefSeq, a predicted model, not a curated record
AUGAAUUUGAUCUUUAACUAUGAAUAAAUAUAUCUGUUCAUUUAAAAAUUUAUUUUUUUAUAAUUUACUGAUUUUAAAGGAAAAAACAUUCAUUCUAUAAUUAUUUUGUUGAUCUUUAAAUACAAAUUUAUUUUCCUUUUCUUUCAUGAAAACAAAUUGAUUAACAUUUUAAAUUUCAUUUUGAUUAAUUGUUAAUUCACUUAAGUAAAUUAUCUAAGGGUUAUUUAAAUUAAAAAAAAGCAACAAAAACGUAAAUUAUAUGCCUAAAUUAUAGUUUAUAUCUUUAUUGAUGGAAAUACUAGAGAAUUAUAUUUGACCAACCUCUUAAGUUGCAAGAAUAUUAGAAAAAAGUUGUGUUAAAAAAUGGAUCUAAAAAACAUCUAUUAUUCUAAAUGCUGGAUUGAUACAUGCUCUCUCCAUCAAGCAAAUAUUAUCUAUUUUAACAAUUCGCAAUGCAUCCUUAUUGGAGAAAAAAAAGAUGUAAUGAUAUUAAAAAAAUUAAAUGACUAAGUUACUUUAUCCUGUAAUUUCACUGAGUAUCCAGGUUAGCAUUAAUAACAUUCAGUAAAUGAGUUACUUGAGCAAAAUUUAUAAGCACAAGAAACUCAUUUUAUAUUUUAGUUUUUAUAUAUUCUACUAGGACAAAAUCAGAUGCAAGUAUGGCUAUCCUGA